AUGAUAACUUAAACAUCAAAUAGUGAUGAGUAGGGUGCUUCUCAUAGUGAGGUUAAUCCCUCUAAACUUAGCCAAGAUGCCAAUAAUUAAGGAAAAAAUUCUGAAGAAUCUACAGCAGAAAUCAUGAAUUAAUAUAACGUUACAAUGAUAAGAUGUCAACAAUGUUAACGUGAAUAACCACCAUCUAAUAAAUGUAUAUAAUGUGGAAUUCAAUUUGCUUAAAAUAUUUCCCCCGCUUGUUUACAAAAUCAGAAAAAUGUACCCAAAGUUGAGCAGCAAACAGUGCCCUAGUAGCUUAAUUUGAAUAACAAUUCAGCUUUUAGAUUGUACUUCUUAAAAGGUUGUGAUAAUCGUUAGCUCAACUUAUCAUAGUAGAAGGAAUUUCUCAAUUAUGUUAAAAUCGAUCCUUAUGGCCACUCCUUUAUGAUAUAUAAUUCAAAUGAACUUAAAAAUAAGGUAAAUUAAUGGAAAUAAGCUCUUCCAUGGAUUACACCAUACUAUGCAAUUAAGAGCAACCCGAUAGACCCUAUAUUAAAAGUUAUCGUUGAUGGUCCUUAUGGAACAUUUGACUGUGCUUCUAAAGGAGAAAUCUCAACGGUGAUCAAGUCUGGAGUUCCUGGUUCAAAAAUUGUUUAUAGUAAUCCAGUAAAGGAGGAAAAAGAUAUUUAAUACGCCAAGAGCAUGGGAGUCGAAAUAACAAGUGCUGACACCAUCGAUGAACUCAUCAAGAUCCAAAAGAUAGCACCAGAAAUGAAGAUACUAUGGAGAAUAUCUAUUGUUGAAGAAAACCCAGAAUAAAUGGCGACCGUUUUUUCUGGCAAAUUUGGGGAUGAUAUACCAGAUUUAGAUGCUGCUCAUAAAAGGUUUUAGUAAAUUCAACAAAUGGGAAUUCAAUUGCAUGGUAUUCAUUUCCAUUGUGGAAGUGCUGUUUAAGGAUCAUCCUCUUUUGGAAAAGCUAUUGAUUUGGCCAAAGAAUGUAUGAAAAUAGGCAGAUUGUAUGGACAUAAGAUGAUAUUGUUAGAUGUAGGAGGUGGAUUUCCUACUGGUAAUAUUCAAGAAAAUAUCAUUAAUGCAUUGAAAAAAACUGAAAACGAUCCUUUAGGAUAUGAAGUGAUUGCAGAACCUGGAAGACAUUUUAGUGCUAACACAUGUUAUCUUUUAUUUAGAAUUAUGACUAAAAGAAUUAAACAUGGGAGAUUGUGUUACCAUGUAAAUGAAUCUUUAUAUCAUUCUUUCAAUUGUGUUCUUAUGGAUGGUAUCACAUUUGAAAAUGAAAAUGAUUAAUUGUAUAGUGUUUUCAACUCAGAUGGGUCCUAAAAUACUUAAAAUUCAGAUCACUCUAAUGUUUCAAUUUUCGGAAUGACAUGUGAUGGCCAUGAUGCUCUUGCUAAGAAUAUUACUUUACCUAGUGAUAUGUAGGUUGGAGAUUGGCUUUGUAUGUCAGGUAUGGGAAGCUACACCAUUGGACCAAAAUCCAGAUUCAACGGAAUGAAAUCAACAUCCAAAAUCUAUCAAUGGAGUAGUUAAAUUGAAGAAUAAAUUUGA
Molecule: messenger RNA, 1545 nt
Organism: Paramecium tetraurelia
Lineage: Eukaryota; Ciliophora; Oligohymenophorea; Peniculida; Parameciidae
Exons: 4
Cellular component (GO): cytoplasm
Molecular function (GO): ornithine decarboxylase activity
Source: RefSeq, a predicted model, not a curated record